This is a messenger RNA of Penicillium olsonii, 1011 nucleotides long. NCBI's taxonomy places the organism in Eukaryota, Fungi, Ascomycota, Eurotiomycetes, Eurotiales, Aspergillaceae. The record is from the annotation of a GenBank genome assembly.
AUGAUGGAACUUCCGGAGUACAUGCCUUCGGGUGAGCGACAACCUGAUGCCCCUAAUCCGGCACCUGCGCCUGCGAAGCAAUCAGUCCGAUCUUUCAAGAAGAAAUAUGCCAAACUCAAGGUCAAAUUUGAAUUGGGAACGCGCGAAAGCGAGAAGCUCAUCCGAGAGGAACUGCGCAUCGAAGACCUGUCUAAACGCAUCCAGGAACAAAAUGAUCAACUCCUCGAAGUCCUCCUCGAGUUCAACGAGAGCCUUCACGUUCCUCCCGAAAUGCGGUUUGAAUUGAGCAUGCCCAAUGACCCUCCCUUGCAACCCGCACCGGAACAAGAGAUCUUGCCUUUGAUCAACGACGCAACAUUGGCAAGGCAGGCGUGGAGCGAAGCCAAGGCUGGAUUGGCUGCCGGAAGCAUCGACAAAAGUGCAUACCGCAUGAUCGAGGACAACAUCAAGCGCAACAAAGUGUUUGCACCAGCCCAACAAUAUAGUGCCUUGUCACAAACCGGUCACACCAACCCAGAUGCCGCAGCGAACAGCAAAAGAUCAGAUAAUGAGAGCGAGCGCGCACUUGGAUACUUCACGCCCGAGCAUGAAACCGAGUACUAUCUUUCCUUGGACGCCAAGCUCGGAGACAAUGCGGCAGCAGCGCAGCUUGCGCGUAUUCCAGAUCGCCCAACCUUCGCGGAGCGUGAGCGCGAUAUGUCCAUCCGGAACCCGGCCUCGGUUUACAACUGGCUGCGCCGCAACCAGCCCCAGACUCUCCAGGACAAUGAAGGUGCAUCUGAAAAGUCUGCAUCUCGCCCUUCCAACGCGCGCUCUUCGAAGCGCGCGCCAGCCCAGCGUAAAGAUGACGACAUGUAUGAUGAGGAUGGAACCGAGACGCAACCUACCCCCAAGAACAAGCGCAAGCGUGAAGAAGACACGGGGUAUCGACCCAAGGGAGGCAGCAGCCGGUCGAAAAAGAAGAAAGAAGACACCAACCCGACUGCAAGCAAAGCGGCUAAGAAACCUUGA